UAGCCGGUAAGUAGGUUAUCAAAACAUAGUGUUACAUUCUUAAACAUCAUAACAAGUAGAUUGUGUGACAGAAGGGAAAUCCCGCGUAGUUUGGUAUGUAAAAAAUUGGCCCAGUUUCUGAGAAGUACUUGAAAUCAUGUGAUAUCGCCGGCUGUUCAUAUCUGAGUUAUAUUUGUGGUUCUAUAUUUUCACGAGUGUAGUUUUUUACGGUACGUAUGGGUUGUUGUUUAAGUGGCGACCAAGAAACUGAUCGCAACGGAUCUCGAGGUGAAGAUCAUCCACUUCUUCAUGCUCCACAAAAGGAAUUUCGUCAUGAACGAUCUGAGGAGGAUUUUAAUAAACACAAAAAGAUGAAGAAUAUACUACAAUGUCUUUGCAGAUCCCUGUGUCUGUACAACCCCUCUGGUUGGGGUUUGAUUUUCAGUUUUAUCUUGGCUUUGAUAUGCAUUUUUCAGCUUGUCUAUGAUCUGUUCGUGGUGAGCGGUUGCCCGGGAUUCGACUGUGGAUUUCUUGUGAAGACAAUUGAAGCCAAACCCAACGCCAGUGCACCCCAUAGAUCGUCAUUUCGUAAGACUUCUAACACGGUGUACACUUUAGCAUCAGUUGGUGGAUUGUUCUCAUAUACAUUGCUAUUGCUAUCAUUGAUGCUUAUUCUGAACCGAAGGCGGAAGUACGCUAACAAAGCGAUUGGUCCAUCGGACGCGCUGUAUGAAGAUUUAACCAACACACAAAUCAAGAUAAUAUUCACGUCCCAAGUUAUUCUGACAUUUCUCUUUGUGUCAGCAGUGGUUUUGUUUGGUAUUCUUGUUCGAGACCAGCCAAGGGACGGAUGGUACUUCUAUUUGAUGAUCACUGGAGUUGCAGCUCAGUUUAUAGCUCAAUGGGCAGCCAUUGUUGGAUGCCACGUUUUUGCAAUUUCUUCCCUUUCAUUGGGUAAGUUGUUUUUAUUGUCAAGUCAAAAAUAUGCACUAAGCGAACUUGAGAAUUAG
Molecule: messenger RNA, 989 nt
Organism: Exaiptasia diaphana
Lineage: Eukaryota; Metazoa; Cnidaria; Anthozoa; Actiniaria; Aiptasiidae
Exons: 1
Coding region: 216-989 (257 amino acids)
Source: RefSeq, a predicted model, not a curated record